This is a messenger RNA of Diachasmimorpha longicaudata, 597 nucleotides long. Its product is annotated as ribosome biogenesis protein BRX1 homolog. The record is from RefSeq and is a predicted model, not a curated record. Gene Ontology annotation, biological process: ribosomal large subunit assembly; rRNA processing. The annotation marks the transcript as partial. Gene Ontology annotation, cellular component: nucleolus. The transcript has 3 exons. NCBI's taxonomy places the organism in Eukaryota, Metazoa, Arthropoda, Insecta, Hymenoptera, Braconidae. Gene Ontology annotation, molecular function: rRNA binding.
AUGGCACUGGGGAACAGUGUCUUCAACGAUACCCUUGGGGAACCAGCGUAUUUACGGAUUAACGAAAUUUCUCUGGAGAGAUGUGAAAGGAGUUUUUCCAGAGUUUUAUUCGAAGGGAGGAAGAAAAGAGAUCUCUUGAUGUGGUUUUCAAAUGCCAAACGUGGUCCUUCUGCCAAAUUUGUCCUUGAGAAUAUUCACACAAUGGGAGAAAUGAAAUUGACAGGCAAUUGCCUAAAGGGAUCACGUCCAAUUCUCUCCUUCGAUGAGAACUUCUCCACAAAUCCUCCCUACGCCCUCCUGCAAGAGUUGGUCGCCCAGAUAUUUGGUGUGCCCAACAACCACCCCAAAAGCAAGUCCUUCUUCGACCACGUGUACACAUUCAGCGUCCUGGACAACAGGAUAUGGUUCAGAAACUACGAGAUCCUGAGUGAAGAUGGAGGAUUGGCAGAGAUAGGCCCCAGAUUUGUUUUGAAUCCAGUGAAAAUAUUCGCCGGGAGUUUCGCAGGAGAAACCCUCUGGGACAACUCUUUCUACAUCUCUCCAGCGAAAUUUCGUCAAGCCGUAAAUAAGAAAGCUGGUGGAAAGCACAUAAAUAGA